Neodiprion virginianus is the source of this 9829-nucleotide messenger RNA. RefSeq names its product alpha-catulin (gene alpha-Catr). Gene Ontology annotation, molecular function: cadherin binding; actin filament binding. The record is from RefSeq and is a predicted model, not a curated record. Lineage: Eukaryota; Metazoa; Arthropoda; Insecta; Hymenoptera; Diprionidae. The transcript is spliced from 11 exons. Gene Ontology annotation, biological process: Rho protein signal transduction; cell adhesion. Bases 39 to 2327 code for a protein of 762 amino acids.
CGCCCCGAGUCUACGGAGUGCGGAGUUGUAUACGAAUCAUGGCGACACCCGACCCCGUAGACCCGGCUACCCUAGAGAUUAAGACCCGUAGCAUAGAACAGACACUACUCCCUCUAGUAAAACAGAUAUCCACCCUAGUCUCCCACCGGGAAAGACCGCUAUGUUCGGACCGGAGUCUCAGAGCCGUCGCCAGGGUCGGGCAGGCGGUAAAUUUGGCCGUCGAAAGGUUCGUCACCGUCGGGGAAACCAUCGCCGACGAUAACCCCGAGAUCAAACAGGACAUGUACGAGGCCUGCAAGGAAGCUAGAGCUGCUGGCUCAGCCAUUGAGAAAUUGUGCGAAUGCGCGAUGGAGGACAGCUUGGCGGACAGAGGGUCAGUUGUGAGAGCGGCACGAUGCCUUUUGGGAUCGGUAACCCGGGUGCUGCUCCUGGCCGACAUAGUUGUAGUCAAGCAGCUUCUCCUGGCCAAGGACAAAGUCGCACGAAGUCUCGGCCGCCUCGAGAGCGUCUCGAACUUUACGGAGUUCGUGAAAGCGUUCAGUCAGUUUGGCGCCGAGAUGGUGGAGCUGGCCCACCUGACGGGUGAUCGACAGAAUGACCUCAAGGACGAAAGGCGGAGAGCUCAAAUGGCCGCCGCUCGUCAAGUCCUUGAAAGGAGCACCAUGAUGCUUCUCACUUCCAGCAAAACCUGCCUCAGGCACCCGGAAUGCCCGUCGGCCAAGGAAAAUAGGGACACAGUGUUCUGCCAAAUGAGGAGAGCCAUGGACCUGAUACACUACGUGGUCAAGGAUGGGGUUCUGGACUGCAGCGAGUCCCAGCAAUCCUAUACCAACUCACAGAAUCCCCAGCAAGAAGACUGGGACAGUAGCACCGUAUGCUCAGCACUGAAACACUUCGAGCGUCUGGUGGAAACGACGAGAAUGACUUUGCUGGGUCCAGGGUGUCGAGAGACCUUGACGAGGGCGCUGGACACCGUGGUCGAGAGAACCCAGGACUUCACGGACAGUGCUUAUACCAGUCACGAGCACCGAGAGAACAUUCUCCUUCUGUGCGACAGGGCGAAGCUCGAGCUGAACCAACUCUUGAGGAUUGGAAACAGCAUGGAGAACUUUGAAGGCGGUGGAGGCUCACCGAGCUCGGAAAUGGAACAGGCCGUUCUCGGGGUCCUGCGAGCCACCAGAGAUCUCCGCCAGCAACUCGGUACUACCACCAUGGAGCAGGCUGGCGACCUUGGACAGGUCACCAAGGCGGGUCAGGAGCUUGUCUCCACCAUCCGAAAUCUCGCCCUGGCGAACGACAUAGACAGGCUUCAAGAGAGUAGCGAUCGGUUUCACGAGUACAUUGAACACAUUCUCGAGGUUUGCAAGCUUUUGAGACACGUGGCACUCUCGGAGUCGCUCCAAGUCUCGGCCAAGUUCACGGAAAUCAACUUGAGAAUAUACGGACCGCAGGUAGUGACGGCUGCUCACACCUUGGCGAGGCAUCCGACGAGUAAAAUCGCAAAAGAGAACCUCGAAGUGUUCGCCGACAUGUGGCAGUGGCUCAUGUCCGACGUAACCGCGGUCGCAAAAGACGUCCUCGAGCUGAGCCAGAAUCGACCCGAGAAGCAGGUUUACAUGUCGCUUCCGCGACCAGGGAAACACGGAACGACGAGUAAACCGUUGAAGCCUGUGCGACUGGACAGCGAGGAGCAAGCCAAGAUAGCGAAGGCUGGUCUCGAGAUGAAACUGAUAACGUCGGAGAUGGAUGCAGAAACUGAGAAGUGGCAGGAAAGCGGGUCGGCUCUCGAGGAGAACAACGACAUCGUAAAAAGAGCCAAGAACAUGUCGUCUAUGGCUUUCUCGAUGUACCAAUUCACCAGAGGAGAGGGCGCCCUGAAGACGACCCAGGACCUCUUCACGCAAGCUGAGUAUUUCGCCGAGGAAGCAAACAGAUUGUACAAAGUUGUGAGACAAUUCAGCUACCAGGUGCCGGGCGGACCUCACAAGAAGGAGCUUCUGGAGAACUUGGACCGAGUGCCGACCUACGUCCAGCAGCUUCAGUUCACGGUGAAGAAUCCCACCGUUGGAAAAGCCGCGACAUUCACCAAGGUCGACAACGUUAUACAAGAGACUAAAAACCUGAUGAACGUUAUAUCGAAAGUGGUCACAACCUGCUUCGUCUGCGCCACAAAGUACAACCUGGAUUUCCGAGGUCUGUCGGCGCGUGGUAGCGGCGGCUCGCCGUACAGGGGCGGAGAUGGCGCGGGUGCCGACGGCGAGGGUGGCGGCGCCGGAGGCGACGGCAGCAAGGCGGGCUCCGCCCCCGGCAGCGACCCGUCCGUCUGACAGUUCGGGAUGGCCCGACGGGCCAAGGGGGACGCCCGCCGCACCCGGGUCUCUUUCCUGCUUUUCUAGAAGGAACAUCGCCCGCCCCGGGAGCAUCGUCGCCGGGGAGGCCCCCUCCUUCUUUACUUCCGGAACAGCGCUCGCCGCCGAAAGCCCCGCCGAGCGUCGUCGAGAGAGAGAGAGAGAGAGAGAGAAAGAGAGGGAGAGAGAGGAGAGCAGCCGAGGAGCCUCCGCCGCCAGGGGCGGGAGAGAUACUGUCCUUUGGGGGUGACCUGGGGGCGGCACUCGGGCGGUCAGGGACGUACUUUGUGGCAAAGACGUCGCGACGCCAGCUCGACCACGGCGCUAGACUUUUCCCGCUUCGCGAUCGACGAGCUGCUCCUAAUCGCUUUAAGCACUCGCUAACUUUACGGUACGUUUCUCAAAAGGGCCGCGGGGAUCACACUGGGAAUAAAUCGUCUUCAGUCUAGUUCAAGCAUAGACCUACCUUUUACGUUUGUUUGUUUAUUAUACAUACAGUAUAGUAUACCGAAUUUUUAAUGCGUCGGAUUUUAGAGAGGGACACAGUUUCUUCGGGUCUUUUUCGACCGUCGGAUUAUAGGUCAUGAUUGCGUGGCGGGAUACCUAUUUAUGUAAGGAACUCUUCUUCUCUUCAUCCUGCAGCCGUCUCGCGUUACAAGGUCGCAGUUAGUCGGGAUUAUAUCUCGAUGCCACACUUUCCGCAAAAUCCAUGAUUUCAUGCGGUGAAUCAAAAUAUACUUGGAAAAUAGUUCGCGCAGGGACUUUUUUGAAAAAACAUGAAUUUUUUCAGUCUCUGAAAGUGAAAUCAGGCACAUCGUUCUUUUGUAUCGGUAUACCUCGCAGUCCCGAGACCGCUCUUAUAACGCGAGGCAACUGUACGGCGGGCAAAAUGGCCGAAAUAAAUCUUUGUACCGAAGGAUAGCGUAGAAAUGGAUGUUGAAAGAGAAAGUAAGUACUUCUCACAACAAUUUUUGAUACCAGAAGUUCGUUGAAACGGUGGUUCAAUCCUAGGAAUAGAGAUCAGAAUAUUGCGCUCAGAUAUGUGAGCUCCGAUUACACUUUCACUGUAUUGCAUUUUAAACUGAGAUAUGUAAAAUUGCCGCAAAAAAUUCUAGCAAAUGCAAGUGCCCUCGUUCAAGGAACAAUAUUCGAUCCCCUUUACCAGAUUUGAGGGAUUAAAAGAACUUGAUUGUGAAGGGAUUCGUAACUGUUUCUAGGAGAGACCAAAAGUAAAUUUUUCGGAAAGACUGUCUCUUCGUUUCUCAUGAAAGUUUGUUUGUUCACCACACUAGAAAAAAUUAUUCUACUAAUAUCCAUGUAACAUAUGUCGCUCUUCUGCUCUCUCCUAAGUACUCGUAUGUGUAGAUAUUCACCACCUACGAUAAUAUAGUUAUACUUCCCAAUGGACUUCUCAGGAGAUAAGUAGACGUAUAUAUAUAAGUACAAUUAGCUACGUUAUUUCGAGUCUCGACAGUAAAUAACUUGAAUAUUUCAGUUUUGCCUCGGAAAGGAUUGCAGCCAGUAACGAACUGCAUCGCAUCUCAGACUUGGAACUCGCUGUUUCCUUUUUUCAUGCACAGAUUUUCACCAUCUAAGUUUGGGUGUUGUUCACGCACAGAGUAUAGUCGUGAUCAGUCUAGGGGUACCGCACGUUUGAAAUUAAGGUCAUGUAAAACUUCUACCUUUACCGACCGCGCAAACUCACCCUUUUUCUUCCUAUAUUUCUUCAGAAAAAAGGUGAGUUUGCUCGGUCGGUAAGGGUAGAAGUUUUACAUGACCUUAACGGACGCGAAUGAUUUUUGACGAUUGUUUGGACUGACAACGACCUUUUUACUUACGAUGAGGUUAUCGCUUAGAUAGAUGUCAAAUUACACGAUACUUGAUUUGAUUACACAAUAUUUCACUCACAGGCCGAUUCGUUUUCCCGUAAAUCGCGACGAUUCGUAACUAAUCCGGCUGGAAGGACCAAGAAAUUUUUAAAGAGAUAGCGAUAGAUGACGGAUCAUUGAUGUAGGAUCCGAGAAUUAGUGAUAAAAGUCUGGAGUGACUGAGCAGGAUGACAAUUAACGAUUGUUGAUGAUUAAUACAGUAUAAAAGAUACACUUUAUUUGAGAGAGAUACGCGUGAACUGUGUUUGCGAAAUCGAGAAAAUACAAGUAAAUAAUACGCAGGUAUAACUUUGUGGAGGUAGACAAUGGGGGGGAUUAAAUUAACCAUUCUCACUUGAACUGUCGCAAUUUUGCUAUUUUGCCGAAUCAGACGCACUUCAGAAUAGUGUUACACGAGCGGUAUCCUUUCCAAGGCAAGAUUUCCAUCGUACUUAAGCUCUCAAUUACAGAGCGAAUAAUUCAUACAAAAUAUUGAGAGAACUGAAGUAUAAUACAUGAUUUUCGAAUAUAUUGUAUUAAACUGUACCGACGAUAAUAUUACAGCAGGCUAUUAGUAUUACUAAUAUUAAUAAGAUGAGAGAAAACUAUAAAAGCUGAAGAAGGCAACAAUAAUGUAAAUAAUUCGAUUGAUAUAGGCUUAAAAAUAUGCAGUUAGUCAUUCGUGCAUUUUUUAAAAAGGGUUUUCAAUUGUUGACGUUGAUGCAGUAAUAAGAUGCGGCACGAUUAUUUAUGUACAGAGUUGGCACAAAAUCAACGCUUAAUACAUUACACGUAUAAGUACCAAUACUACAAAUGAUAAUAUUACUAGUAAUAUUGCUAUCAUUAUUUUCCAAAAUUAUACUCUGAACAAUGUACAUACAGCUCCAAUUCUCGUAUAAUUUCUCUCACACAUGAUGCAUUAUUAUACGCAAGGUUUCCGCAGUACGCAUAAUAUGUAUAACAGGUGUAUGGAAUACCUCUACGGAAUCUCUCCCUUCACCCGUACACUUUAUCUUUAAUCUAUAAUUUAUCCAACGACACAACAACUCGUCUAGAACCCAUCAAUCUGUGAACAUCUAGACGUUAGAUUAUUACCCCAGACAGACAGGUCUAUGCGAUCACGAAUGCAUACCUAGUUCCUAAGCACGCGUCGCGUCUGCAUUUGCGUGCACAGCAUGAAUGACUGGAUUGAUGUUUAAGCGUUGAAAUUAUCAACAAUCGUUAACUGGUGUAACUACGAAUUUACAUUGUACCGAAUAUUAUAUACUUUUAUCAGGGUGAAUCCAUCAUGUAAAAUUAGCUUCUGAAAAUAGUUUUUCUUCGCUCGUUGCCGGUUACUCGGCUCAAGUUUUUCCGAAAUUCAUUUUACGACGAUACCAUCUGUAACGAUUGCGUUUUUGGUGAUGACUUGUCAUUCGCGAAUCUUGUAGAGCCUCAUGUCUUCCCUCACCUGACGUAUGCACGUAGUCAUUAUCAAAGCGAAUUCACAGUUUCUCUUUAAUUCAGGGGUCUUACGCGCGUGAUGUUAUUCGGAAUGCGACACGUAAUUUGUCCCCGUGAAUACGUAUGUAACGUGAUCUGCAGCCGCAAGCAGAAACGCAUGAUUAUGAUCGGCACUUUUUUUACCGAAAGCAGAUACAUGUUUGUAAAUUAUACGAGUUAAAACUCUGAACGACGAAAUAUCCUAGCCGUUUGUACAAUUGAUACGAGGCUGGUAAAAAUGUGAAGAAGAAGAAGAAAAAGAAGAAGAAAAAGAGGAAGAAGAGAAAGAGACAAAAUAAUGAGCAAGACAAAAUUUGUACAAAUUCUGUAUUAAACCUAAUCUCGAUUUAAAGAUUCGUUUAAAUAUAUUAUAACUAAGAAUACGUAAAUAUUAUAGAUAAAUAAUGAAUGAUACAAAUAUACAUGUUAUAUGCAAUAGAUGAUUACACGUAUAAUGUGUAUAUAACAUGAAUAAAUAUCGUUAGAUAGAAUUUGUUAUUACAGCAUAUACGAUACUAAAAUUAAGUUUUUUUGUAUAAAAAAAAAAAGAAAAGAAGAAGAGAAAAAGUGAAAAAAACGUCACAAGUAUUUUGUAAAAAGAAUUAAUGAAUUGACUGUAAGUGUUGAUUUUUAUUCCGACUGACGUUUAUAAUUAUGUACAUUUACCUACUUUCAAUCUAUUAAUUAAUGCAGCGUAUUACAUACAUAAUAAUAUAAUAUUAUAUUCGGUAAUACACAUAGUAUAUCUGAUGGGUAGGCUACUGCAGUUAUUUGUAAUCGUUUUUGACAAAUAUUCUUCCGGAAAAAAAUCAAUCUGCAACACGCGACUUGUCACGUAUGUACAUAUUAUACAUAUAUAUAAAAAUAGCUGUUAUAUGACAAAGAGAGAGGGAAUAUUAGACGUAAAAUAUCCUCCGGCUUACUUUCUAUAUAAAUAUAUUAUUACACCUUAUUACAUCAUUAAAUACCCGAUGAAAUUUAUCUUGAGGGCUUACACGGCUAUCUUCUAUAAUGUUGUAUUAUCACUUAUUAUUAUCAUCGUCAUUAACAAUAAUAUAUACGUAUAUAAUGGUUAAGGAUGAACCGCUUUAAUUUAUAAACGAUUACAAAUUUGUAUAAGCCAAAGAAAACGGCGGAGAGAAAAAAAAUAAUAACAGUAGUGAUAAUCACAAUCAUCUACAUGGUAGAUAAAUUGUACGUAUUAAGACGUUGUAGGUGUAUUAUACGUAUGUACGUAUAAAUUUUAACCAGUUACACAGAGUUUCGGAAAAUGAGGGCAUAUUUAAUUGUGACGGUGUCAAAUUAAUCAACAAAAGCCAAAUUUCGUUUCAUACUUCAAUGUAUGUUGAAUUUUUUGUCGAACAAUUCUGUAACUCUUGAAAACAAGAAAAACUUGGUUCCUAGUGAAAAAAAAUUUUUUUUUUUUUUUCUUUUGAACAGCUGUGCGAAAGUAAAAGCGUUUUAAAGAAUUGAAAUAUUGAACUCAUAUUUUAAACAGAUGUGAAUAUAGUUGUCAAGUUUUUACGUGAACUUCGCGAAUUUUAAUUUUUUUUUUUUUUAUAUUCCUCACCCCGUAUCAAAGUUUGACAUCGAGUAACCUUUGAACGCGUCUAAAAGAGGAGAUAAAAAUUGAGGAGAUGAAAUACCGAGGUACAAAUCUAGAGGGAAAUUAGAUAGCAAUGUACCCACGUUAAUGCGAGUAUUGAAAUAGUUUGUAUCUACGUAUAUUAGUGAAACUAACUCGUGCCUGUGGUUGAAAAUAUUAAACUUUCGUCUGGUUAUCGAAGAAUAAAUAAUUUAUGAUGUGAUUAAUGAAUAUUCGUGCUGUCGGGGAGCUGCGAUAUUCAAUAAGUUAUCAGCUUUGAAGUUUAUGAUUUAGUGAGAUAAUUUGGAUACGCGAUUCGAAAUUAUUCACGUAGAUUUGGUUAAACUCGUCGAAGGGUGUGAAAAGUUUUGUUCGCAAAUUUUUGCGCGCUACUUACGCGUACAAUCUGAAUUAGCUAGUGUGUUACACUCGUAUAUAUAAUACAUAUAAUAUAUAUACGUAUAACGAAAUUAUUAAAUUCAAUCAAACAAUGAAACAUAUUACCACUAUUGUUAUUUAUGUUAUUAUCAUUUAAACGGGAGUUUAAAUAAUUAACAAUUCAUCUAUCGAGAAUGAAUUGUACGCUUCUAUACUUACCAUAAUCAUCUGUAAUGUCGCAAUCUCAUUUAACGCCGUUUUGCACGAAAAGGAUGUUAGUAAACUAUGCGUAAACGUUAUCCGUGUAAAUUACAAUAAAAAUCUCGAAAAAUUUAUAAACAUAUAAUAUAAUAACCUAACGAUUGUUGGAAAGUUUGCAAAUUAUUUAGCCUAACAAUUUUCCUAUAAUUCGAUGUGCAAAUUAAAUUUUUAAUCCAAAUGUUUUUGUCUUAAAUAUGUGUAAAAUUUACAGCGUGUAAUAAAUAUUGUGCGUAAGCUAGGGGUUCAAUGAUGAAUUAGUAAACCGCGGAUGGGACCUUAUAGUUCAGAAUUCAAUUAGCAAAUUUACGAUAUCGAAAUUAUAGCACCGAUCCUUGAUUAGCAGAAUAAACUACAUUCAUUUUUCAUUGCGAAAACUUCUCGAUAAUUGUAACUUAUGUCGAAUUUAGAACAUUUUUUAGGAACAGCUGAACAAGUGGCUGGAUUUAUGUUUGAUUUCAAAUUUACCUUAGGCCAAGUUGAGGAAACAAUUGUUUAAAUGAGUGGAACUUUUAGUCUUCCAAAAGUGUGAGGUGUGAUUUUAUUAACACGAGACACUAGAAUUUGUCGAUAAAUUAGAAUUUCUUCUGAUGCAGGAACGAGAGUGAAAAGUAAGAAGAAUAUGCGGUGUAAGAUUUUUUGAAAUUUCAACAAUAUUUGCAAGUCUUCAGUGAUGUUCUAAAGUAGGCGAAAAAACUGCCAAGGUCCCAUCAGCCGUUUAGGAACGCGACUCUUCUUCCAUUACUCGAGAAACUUUACUUACUUUUAGAUGAUAUUUUUCAAUAUACGGCCGAAUCUCUUUGUAUAUCGAUUUUUACAUGAUAUAGAUAACGUAUCAAACAAAUAGAUCGUGUAGUCAGAGAUCUCUCAGAAGCAACCUCACAGUACUACAAUUAUAACUAACUAAUAAAUUCAUAACAUUGGUAAUUAAACCAAAAUAAAUAAUAUAUGCGAAUGAUGACUUGACUGACCUAAACCAUAGUUGAUAAAAUUAUAUUCAUACAUAAUAUACAUGCUAUUAUAAUAAUAUAAUAUGAAAAUGUUGAUAUGAAGAAUGAAGAAAAUUCGUCAGAUGCUUAGCUGAUCUCUCAAGUACAUUGCAUAAUACAUAGAUUAACGAUGUCAUAUAUUUUGUGAGAAUAGCGUAUGUACCUACCUUUACUCUCAUGUUGUACCAAGGAAUAAUCGUGACUAAAAUACUUUUCCCCAUUUGCCAUAUACACGUUGUAUAAUUGCAAACUGUCAUCCGCUUGUCAUAUGCAUAUUCGUAACAAUUUGGUCAAAGUAUGGAUCAGGUGAUAAAUCGAUUUUUAUCUAUAAAUGUAAUAUUGCUACAUUGGAUAGCGUUGUAGCAAAAAUACUUGGAAUUGUCCGUACGAUCUAGUUCAUUUUUCUUAAGCAAAAUAAUCGGUUUCUGUUCACCUUUUCUUCAAUGUCUCAUUUAAUAGGGUAAAUUUAUUAAAAUGCAAAAAAUGUUACGAUGACAGGGAUGCGUUUAUAAGCUAGAGGCAGUGAUGAAAUUUGUAAAACACGUUUUAGUAUACUUAUACAUAUGAAUAGAUAUAUCUUUGCAAAUUUGGUGAAUAUAGGAGUCCUAAUGAAAGAAUAAAUACUCACAAACAAGAGGAAACACCUAUAAUUUACGCAACAGGGAAGAAUAUGUGAAUAUACAUGUAAAGCCACUAAUCUCCGAAAAGUAUUAUGAUUGAAGAAAAACGAAAUACGUGUAUUUAUGUAUGUAAUUUGCCAAGCGAAAAUUUGAACGCGCAUGUAUACAAACGUCGAUCUUGUAUUUCGCACUUAACAACAAUAAUUAUACAUAUAUAUGAUUACUAUUGUUGUAACAAAUAUAUGUAUAUUACCUGUAUAUUAAAGAUGAAAACGGAGAGGAAUAAAUCAUUGUAUCAAUA